Messenger RNA from Bipolaris zeicola 26-R-13, 1155 nucleotides. RefSeq lists its product as uncharacterized. Lineage: Eukaryota; Fungi; Ascomycota; Dothideomycetes; Pleosporales; Pleosporaceae. Gene Ontology annotation, biological process: tricarboxylic acid cycle; isocitrate metabolic process. The record is from RefSeq and is a predicted model, not a curated record. Gene Ontology annotation, cellular component: mitochondrion. Bases 1 to 1155 code for a protein of 384 amino acids. Gene Ontology annotation, molecular function: magnesium ion binding; isocitrate dehydrogenase (NAD+) activity; NAD binding. The transcript has 5 exons.
AUGCUGUCGAGGACUUCGCAACGAACAGCGCAGACGCUCCUGCGGGGCGCGAAGCCUGCCUCACGAUGGGCGCCCGCCAUGGCUACUCGAUCAAUGGCCACGGUCGGCCAGGACAUCUUCAAGCCCACCAAGUUCGGCGGCAAAUACACCGUCACCUUGAUCCCUGGUGAUGGUAUCGGUGCUGAGGUCUCCGAGUCGGUCAAGGAGAUCUUCAAGGCGGACAACGUGCCCAUUGAGUGGGAGCAGGUCGACGUCUCUGGUGUCGACUCUGGUAACGUCCACUCUGAGGAGCUCCUCCGCGAGUCGAUUGCAUCGCUCAAGCGCAACAAGCUUGGUCUCAAGGGUAUCCUCCACACUCCCGUCGAGCGCUCCGGCCACCGCUCCUUCAACGUCGCUCUCCGCCAGGAGCUCGACAUCUAUGCCUCCAUUGUCCUCCUCAAGAACAUCCCUGGCUACGAGACGCGCCACAAGGAUAUCGACUUCUGCAUCAUCCGUGAGAACACCGAGGGCGAGUACUCUGGUCUCGAGCACCAGUCCGUCUCGGGCGUCGUCGAGUCGCUCAAGAUCAUCACCCGCGAGAAGUCUGAGCGCAUUGCCAAGUUCGCCUUUGCCUUUGCCCUUGCCAACAACCGCAAGAAGGUCACCUGCAUCCACAAGGCCAACAUCAUGAAGCUUGCCGAUGGUCUGUUCCGCAACACCGUCAAGAGGGUUGGUGAGGACUACCCCACGCUCGAGACCAACGACAUGAUUGUCGACAACGCCUCCAUGCAGUGCGUCUCGAGGCCUCAACAAUUCGAUGUUAUGGUGAUGCCAAACUUGUACGGAGGUAUCCUGUCCAACAUUGGUGCUGGUCUUGUCGGUGGCCCCGGUAUCGUCCCUGGCUGCAACAUGGGCCGCAACGUCGCCGUCUUCGAGCCCGGUUGCCGUCACGUCGGUCUCGACAUCAAGGGCAAGGACCAGGCUAACCCUACUGCUUUGAUCCUGUCCGCCGCCAUGAUGCUGCGCCACAUUGGUCUUGAUGACCACGCCAACCGCAUCUCGCAGUCCGUCUACAAGGUCAUUGCUGAUGGUACUGCCCGCACAAGGGAUAUGGGCGGCAACACCACCACCCACGAGUUCACUCGCGCCGUCCUGAACCAGAUGGAGAAGGCUUAA